GCCUGAGGGGUCAACGAAUAAAAUAAUCCAGAGAGAGGAGAGAGAAGUAAAAAGGUGGAGGAAGAAGCGAAAAGCGAGUGAGGGCAGUGUUGCUUAAUAAAAGAAAACGAACGGUGGUGAUAGGCUUCAGUCUAGAUCUCAAUCGUCUCCACCUUGCUUUCUUCUCCAGCGUCCGAUUCUCUCACCGAUCUCGCGCCAAAUACAAAUUCGUGUCAACCCAACCCAGGGUUCCGGCGAGCAUGGCCGACGGUCCGGCUAGCCCAGGCGGCGGCAGCCACGAGAGCGGCGACCACAGCCCUCGCUCUAACGUGCGCGAGCAGGACAGGUACCUCCCUAUCGCUAACAUAAGCCGCAUCAUGAAGAAGGCACUUCCUGCCAACGGUAAAAUCGCAAAGGACGCCAAAGAGACCGUUCAGGAAUGCGUCUCCGAGUUCAUCAGCUUCAUCACCAGCGAGGCCUCUGAUAAGUGUCAGAGAGAAAAGAGAAAGACUAUUAACGGCGAUGAUUUGCUCUGGGCGAUGGCCACUCUCGGUUUCGAGGAUUAUAUGGAUCCUCUUAAAAUUUACCUCACUAGAUACCGAGAGAUGGAGGGUGAUACGAAGGGCUCUGCCAAGGGUGGAGACUCAUCUGCUAAGAGAGAUGUUCAGCCAAGUCCUAAUGCUCAGCUUGCUCAUCAAGGUUCUUUCUCACAAAAUGUUACUUACCCGAAUUCUCAGGGUCAACAUAUGAUGGUUCCAAUGCAAGGCCCGGAGUAGGUAUCAAGUUUAUUAUUGACCCUCUUGUUGUAACGUAUGUUUUCUACGCCAGUUACCAAGUGCUCACGGCAUAUUGAAUGUCUUUUUAUGUUAUGUGAAUACUGACAGGAGAUGUUGGUUCUUGUGUCCGUUUUUUUUUUUAAAUUAAGGUUUGUAUAUUAUCUUUGGAUUCGAAUUAUUAUUUGAAAGUUAUUAUUAUAUUGUAAAUCCUAGAGCCCUGUUGUCUGAAUCCAUCAGGCGGCUUGGUAAAGACCGAGAUUUUAGGACUGAUUGUAAGCAUAAAUCCGAAUAUUCUUUUCCUAAUUUCUUUGCACAAUAAUGUAUGAAGAAGGCUCGAGCUUCUUUUAUAUU
Molecule: messenger RNA, 1106 nt
Organism: Glycine soja
Lineage: Eukaryota; Viridiplantae; Streptophyta; Magnoliopsida; Fabales; Fabaceae
Product: nuclear transcription factor Y subunit B-10-like
Exons: 7
Coding region: 240-755 (171 amino acids)
Biological process (GO): regulation of transcription by RNA polymerase II
Cellular component (GO): nucleus; CCAAT-binding factor complex
Molecular function (GO): protein heterodimerization activity; RNA polymerase II cis-regulatory region sequence-specific DNA binding; DNA-binding transcription activator activity, RNA polymerase II-specific
Source: RefSeq, a predicted model, not a curated record